Molecule: messenger RNA, 1833 nt
Organism: Oldenlandia corymbosa var. corymbosa
Lineage: Eukaryota; Viridiplantae; Streptophyta; Magnoliopsida; Gentianales; Rubiaceae
Source: the annotation of a GenBank genome assembly
AUGCGCCCUUUCUCCUUCCCAUCUCGCAUCUUCAAGUCACCCAGUAGGCCGCCCGUUCCCAGAAGCAGUUUGAUUAAAGAUCCUGUCAAGCACAAUUGCAUUGUCCAAAACUUCUUCAAUCACUGCUCCAAAGGCCGCCUCCAACAAGCUGUUAUUUGUCUCGACCUUCUAGCUCAGAAGGGUAUUCGGUUAGACUCUAAAGCAUUAGCUUUUCUGUUAUUAAGAUGUGGGGAUUUUAAGGAUCUUAGGAUAGGGAAAUGGGUUCACCUCCAUUUGAAGGUCACGGGUUUGAAGCACCCCGAUACGUUUUUAGCCAAUCAUUUGAUUGAUAUGUAUGGUAAAUGCGGCGAUCAUAACGAAGCGCGUAAAGUGUUCGAUAAAAUGACAUCUCGAAAUUUGUAUUCCUGGAACAAUAUGCUGAAAGGUUACGUGAAAAAAUUGAUGGUAAAGCCGGCGAGGACUUUGUUUGAUAAAAUGCCUGAAAGGGAUGUCGUAUCAUGGAAUACUAUGGUCAUUGCUUAUGCGAAAAGUGGACAAUUGGACGAGGCUUUAAGGUUUUACAAAGAGUUGAGGCAGUCGGGUAUUGGGUUCAAUGAGUUUAGUCUUGCUGGCAUUGUGAUGACAUGUGUGAAAUUGAAGGAGUUGAUGCUGACUAAGCAGGUCCACUGCCAGAUGUUGGUUGCAGGGUUUUCACUAAAUGUUGUCCUGUCAAGUUCAAUUGUUGAUGCCUAUGCCAGAUGUGGUGUCCUUAGUGAUGCUAGGAGAUUGUUUGAUCAGAUGGGCACGAGGGAUGUUCUCGCAUGGACAACUUUGGUAUCAGGAUAUGCCAAAUGGGGUGAUAUGGAAUCAGCCAGGGCGCUGUUUGAUAAGAUGCCUGAAAGGAAUCCUGUCUCUUGGACAUCUGUUGUUUCUGGGUAUGCUCGAAACAAUAUGGGAUAUGAGGCACUUGAGUUGUUUACGGAGAUGAUGCGGCGUCAUAUUAAGACUGAUCAGUUCACUUUUAGUAGUAGCCUGUGUGCUUGUGCAAGUAUAGCUUCACUAAAGCACGGUAAACAAAUCCAUGCACAUUUGAUAAGGAUCGGUUUUAAACCUAAUCCAAUAGUUGUAAGUUCCCUCGUUGAUAUGUAUUCAAAGUGCGGCUGUCUGGAACUUGCAAAGCGAGUUUUUGAUGUUGUGGAUGACAAGCAAGAUGUUAUUCUGUGGAACACAAUAAUAUCAGCUUUUGCGCAGCAUGGUUCUGGUGACAAAUCAAUUGGUCUGUUUACAGAGAUGGUAGAAGCAGGAAUCAGACCAGAUAGAGUUACGUUCCUUGUCCUUCUCAGUGCAUGCAGUCAUUCAGGGCUUGUGAAUGAGGGGCUUAGCUUUCUUAAGUCGAUGAAUCAUGAUUACAAUGUUGCACCCGAUCGGGAACAUUAUGCAUGCUUAAUUGAUAUGUUAGGUCGUGCUGGACGAUUUGACGAGGCAGUAGGUCAGCUCAGAAACAUGCCUUGCAAGCCUGAUGAUCGUGUUUGGAAUGCCUUGAUUGGUGCCUGUAUGAUCCAAGGAAAUUCAGAUUUGGGACGAAUUGCAGCUAAACACAUCCUUGAAUUGGAUCCUCAAUCACCCACUCUAUAUGUUUUGUUGUCAAGUAUAAAUGCAACACUGGGAAAGUGGGAAUCUGUGUCGAAAUUGAGGCAGCUCAUGAAUGAGAGACAAAUAAGAAAAGAGCAAGCCCUUAGUUGGUUAGAAAUUGAUCACAACUUGCAUCAAAUAACUGUAUCUGAUCAGUUAUUAAAUUCAGUGGAACCUAACCCUGGUGUUCAACUUGUAGCUCAUCAAAGUGGAGUUUCGUGA